CUUGAUUCUGCACCUUUAUUACUUUUUCGCUUUUGUAAUUUUUUUUUAUAAUUUUACAAUAUAAAAUAAAAAAGAUGGCAACAUACAAGGACAUUGUCUAUGUCAAAGAUAGCGCUGACCUAUGCCACACCCUAGAUAUCUAUCUACCAACCGCCACGCCACCGCCGCACUCCCUACUCCCUCUCAUACUCUACAUCCACGGCGGCGCCUGGCGGACCGAUGACAAGCAAACAAUUCCCUCCCUCGGCCCUUCCCUUGCCCACCACAGCUCAGCCAUUGUCGCCAUACCCAACUAUCGCCUAAGCACACGCGCUGAAUCCUCCAUUCGCCACCCGACGCACCUUGAAGACGUCCAAUCGGCGCUAUAUUUUCUUCAAUCUUGUCAGCAACCGUACCCUGGGCACGAAUACGUGGACCACAAACGAAUUUACCUGGUCGGACACUCGGCUGGCGCUCACCUGGCAAACAUGGCGGUUCUGACAGGCAAUGCGCAAAGCGCCAGGGGUGUGCUAGGCAUUGGGGGGAUUUACGAUAUCCCGGGGUUACUCAAGACGUACCCGAGCUACGAAGAUUUCGUCGAAAUGGCGUUCUGGCCGCACCAGUACCAGGAGGCCAGUCCCCUACACAGGGUCGGCGAUGAGGGAAGGGAUAUUGCGUUCAUGUUGGUCAAUAGUGUGGAGGAUGAGCUUGUUGGCUCGCAGCAGGCCGUGAGGUUUGCGCAGAAGCUUAUUGACCGCGGAUACCGCAAUGUCACGCUGGCCGUACGCGAUAUCGGCGGCCAUUACGAGCAGCUCGAAAGGCCAGAGUUUUGGAAUCUGGUGGCUGACUUUGUUGCGAGCAGCAAAAAAUAAUGAGUAUAAACAGUAUGGUGAUUUAUUACAAAUUAUAAACAACAGAUAGUAGCGAGU
Molecule: messenger RNA, 908 nt
Organism: Kickxella alabastrina
Lineage: Eukaryota; Fungi; Kickxellomycota; Kickxellomycetes; Kickxellales; Kickxellaceae
Product: Alpha/Beta hydrolase protein
Exons: 1
Coding region: 75-851 (258 amino acids)
Source: RefSeq, a predicted model, not a curated record